UGAAGGGGGUGUGGCACCAAAACAACACGAGUUCGAGUUACCAGAAACAGAAAAUCAACGCGUGAGACCAUCCUGGAAAGUUCACAUUUUCAUCCUAAAGAUCGGAAAAUUGGAUCAUGAGACACGCGUCCUUCAUCGCACGAACUGUGCUCGUCCAGAAUGGAAACGUCGAACAGGCAGUUAGGCUCAUUAACCGAAUAAUGGGCCGCGAGGGCUUUCUCGAGCAAUACCGUUUGACGAGAUAUUACGAAAAGCCUUUCCAAACAAGACGGAGAAUAAACUACACAAAGUGCAAAGCGAUCUAUAACGAAGAUAUGGACAGAAAAAUCGAGUUUUUGCUGCGAAAAAACAGAGUCGAGCCUUUCCCAGGCUACUGCUAGUUUCUCAGUGUAUUUGAUAAGAUGAAUUAUAAAACUUAGUCAAGUCAAA
Messenger RNA from Cloeon dipterum, 429 nucleotides. It is a transcript of the gene mRpS21, whose product is annotated as mitochondrial ribosomal protein S21. The record is from RefSeq and is a predicted model, not a curated record. Gene Ontology annotation, cellular component: ribosome. Gene Ontology annotation, molecular function: structural constituent of ribosome. Gene Ontology annotation, biological process: translation. NCBI's taxonomy places the organism in Eukaryota, Metazoa, Arthropoda, Insecta, Ephemeroptera, Baetidae. Bases 117 to 380 code for a protein of 87 amino acids. The transcript has 3 exons.